AUGUUUAGGUUCGCUGUGGCAGGGAAAAACCAGUUUUCGAUACGCGAUCGACGAGGCACCGAGGCAACAGAUAGGCCGUGUAUCGAAAAGCCCCUGUGGUUCCUCUAUCGACAGGCUAGAGGGUCCUUGAAAACAGAACCAUUGAAGCGCGGAGUAGAGAACUAUCUCGUAGUGCAGAGAGGGUUGUGCUCCCGUGAAGACAGCUCGGACAGACGAAGUCAUUCUAUCAUCAUGAGGUUGGAUGACCCCUCUUCGUGGUUCGUGCCUGCUUCCAUCUUCGCCAAACGCACUUUCAACCCCAUUCGAGAUGUCGUGGAGACCCUGGACCUCAGGCCCAAUCCGGACAAGCCCAUGAUCGCACUUUCUAUCGGGGAUCCAACGGUGUUUGGGAAUCUGGGGCCAUGCCAAGAGAUAAUCGAGGCAGUGCUGGAAAGCGUACGAAGUGGAUCUUUCAACGGAUACGCCCCUUCCACGGGCUACCUGGAAGCUCGGCGAGCUGUGGCAGACAAAUUCUCUUUACCCAACGCUGAACUAGAAGCCAAGGACGUGAUAUUGGCGAGCGGGUGCUCGUGUGCCCUGGAUCUGUGCAUCACCGUCCUGGCAAAUCCGGGGCAGAACAUCCUUUUCCCCAAACCAGGUUUCGCCAUCUACCGCACCCUCGCCGAGGGACUCGGGAUCAAUACCAAACAGUACAACCUAAUCCCGGACAGGAACUGGGAAGUGGAUCUGCCGCAUUUGGAAUCCCUGAUUGACCACGAGACAGCAGCCAUCGUGGUCAACAACCCUUCGAACCCCUGCGGCAGUGUCUACAAGAAAUCCCAUCUGCAAGAUAUCUUGAGCAUAGCCGCUCGACAUAAGCUUCCCAUUCUCGCCGAUGAAAUCUACGACGAUUUCGUGUUUGAAGGCGAGGAAUUCCAUCGAUUGGCAUCUUUGACCACCGAGGUUCCCAUCCUCAGCUGCGGAGGCUUAACCAAGAAAUACCUUGUUCCCGGAUGGAGAAUGGGUUGGAUUCUCAUUUAUGAUAGGCAAGGGAUCUUCGACAAGGAGGUGAGAAAAGGUCUUCAGUGCCUGAGCCAGAGGAUCAUUGGGAGUAACACCCUCAUCCAAGGUGCACUACCGGCCAUCUUCAAAAACACCCCACCCUCCUUUUUCGCAAGCAGCAUCCAACAAGUCCAGGACAAUGCUGUGCUGGCGUUCGAGCAUCUUAGCAAGAUUCCCGGGCUGACACCAGUUGCCCCUCAAGGAGCAAUGUAUAUGAUGGUCAAAAUCGACAUGGAGAACUUCCCUGAGUUCUCUAACGAAAUGGAGUUUGUGGAACGUCUCGUCUCUGAACAAUCAGUCUUUUGUCUUCCGGGCAAGUGCUUCGAUUAUCCCAACUACAUAAGAAUCGUGUUGACAGUCCCGCGGGACCAGAUGGUGGAAGCACUUCGCCGAACAGAAGCUUUCUGCCUUGCUCAUCACGUACCAGCCAGCCCAAAGAAACCACUUCCCGCAGUGGAUGUCCUCGCCUCCUUCACGUCUCUCUUAAAAUCCAACGGGAGCAUCAUCGUCGAGGACUCACUCAGCAUCCAAACCAAAUGAUGAUGUUGCUAUCCAAUAUGAUAUCAACGAGGACCAGACAGACGGAAAUACUGAUUGCGAAACGAAGACUCAGCCUGUAGAUAUAGUUUAGGAUGUGGGGAUAAAAAAAAGUAUUUUGUACAGCUAAUGUCCCAGGUGAACACGAAACCAAAUUGCAGUAUGUGAUGAUCAAUGUUGAGUCCCACUCACUGACAUCUUUGACCUAUUACCAGAACUGAGAAAUGUCAAAAGAAUAGUGGAGCUACCGGUAUUCUGUAUUUUUCACCCAUGAUCGAUGCCUAUUUGGCAAUAUAUGUUUGCAUGUCAGCGAUAUCUCGUAAAUAGUGACUUUUUAUGGUUUUACCCCCAAUAUUUUUCCGUGUUGUUAUUCCAUAAGAGAGAAAAGGGAAAAUGCACGCAUGAAUUUUUUAAAAUCAUA
This is a messenger RNA of Darwinula stevensoni, 1999 nucleotides long. The record is from the annotation of a GenBank genome assembly. Lineage: Eukaryota; Metazoa; Arthropoda; Ostracoda; Podocopida; Darwinulidae.